ACAGCUUAUCUAUAUUUUAUUAGGGCCCUUUGUGUGUACAUUGUAUUCAGCCUCAUCAGUAAAACCUGACAUACAGAGGAGUAGAUAAUUAGCCAAUUCAGAUAUUAUUUAAACUUCCCAUAAGUACAAGUUUAUCACAUUAUUUGUGAGAGCAGUGCACAUAACUGGUUAUCCUCUCUUCAAAGGGUAAUGGAAAACAUUAUAGGAACAUUAUAAAUGAUGCUUCUUGCAUGUUAACUAGAAUAACAACCAAUCGCAGUUAAUUCAACUGAGAGUAUCAAUUCGCACAUCAUCAGAAAAGUUAUAAUAUUGCGUGAAGCCUACAAACUCAGUCUUUAUUUUUCAAGGACUUAAAUUUAUUCCUUUGGGUCAUCACUGAAUUUUUGCUGCAUUCUUUUACCAGUUUGUGUAUUAAACUUAACAUGUGAUAAGAUGUUGUGAGCUCAAGAUAACAUGUCUUGCGUAUGAGAUAACAUGGUAUGCGCAUGAGAUAACAUGUAAUGUGCUCGAGAUAACUUGUGUUUGAGAUAACAUAUUAUGCAUACGAGAUAAGAUGUUGUGACCACAUGAAAAGAUGUCAUGCACAGGAGACAAGAUUUCGUGCCCACGAGACAAGAUGUCAUUUGAUACAGAUGGAAAUAGAGAUGGUUGUACUUAAUGUACUUAAUCUUUUUCAGCAUGACGCACAUAGAAAUGGAGAUGGUUAAUUGAAUGUAUAGGUAUCUACUUCAGCAUGACACAGAUAGAAAUGGAGAUGGUGUAUUUAAUGUUCAGUCUUUUGCAGCAUGACACAGAUAGAAAAGUAGAAAUGGAGAUGGUUGUAUUUAAUGUACUAUCUUUUUCAGCAUGACACACAGAGAAAUGAAGAUGGUUAAAUUGAAUGUAGUAUCUACUUCAGUAUGACACAGCUAGAAAUGGAGAUGGUUGAAUUGAACGUAAAAUCUACUUCGGACUUAAAAGAGUUCCACCAAAAAUGCAUGAUGAGUCUAGAUGUUUUCCAGAGAAUUGGUGCAAGUAUUGGUUGUUUUUUGGAGAUAAGUACAAACAAUGAGUCAUGCAUUUGUUCAGUUUGGCCUAAACAGGAUUUUGACUCGUGUACAAUGAUAUACAAUAGCUUAGUGUUUUGCACAAGAAUGAGCUAUCUAAAUGGUAAUGUUGAUGGUAGAACAGGAACAGACGCAGAAGACUUUAAUACUGGUAUUGAAAAAUCUGUUUUGGAAAAUAAUUCAGACGCCAAGGAAUUUUCCCUAAAAGCUAAUAGUAUGAUUAAAGUUUUACAUACUUUAAAAGCUUCGGAAAUUUGUGUGGAUGUAGUGGUGUUGAAACCUGAUAAGGUUAGGGAAAGUAGAAGUGAAUUUUUUAUGAAGCUGUUACAGACUUAUUGUAGAAAUUUGUUGUUAAGGCUUUGUGUAAGACAUUCUUUUAUUGUAAACUGCACAUCUUCAAGACCUGCAAGAAAUUAUGGAAUAUCCCACAUCAUUGUAAAACAUGUUAACUCAGAAGGUGAUUUAAGAUGUGAUACUGGUUUUGUAGUUCAUAAGUUGACCAAAAUUACUGUUGAAACUGUACAUAGCAGGGAAUGGUUUGACCAGAUGACAGAGACGCAGAUAUCAUUAAAGAGACCUGGAGGAUUGGACAGUGUGAUUGAGAUGUUGUUGGAUUUGAUUAAGUUACCAUUGCAGCAGAAGGAGACAUUCAAGCAAUUAGGAGCACAUCCACCUAGAGGAGUUCUGUUGUGUGGCCCUCCAGGUUGUGGGAAAACCUCACUGGUUAAGUAUAUUUGUGCUGUGAAUAAUAUAUUUCUUGUGACAGUAAAUGGUGCGGAGAUCUUUGGACCCCGUCCAGGUGAGACAGAGACAAACUUGAGUCAAGUGUUUCAGAAGAUAACUAUAAUGAGUGAGGAGGGACCAUGUAUAUUGUUUAUAGAUGAAAUAGAUUCCCUUUGUCCAAGUAGGGACAGAGCAGGCAAUGUUAACGAGGCACGUGCCACAGCAAGGUUUCUAGCAUUGAUGGACGGUUUGACAGACGAUGAUGACGUUCUUGUUAUUGGUGCUACAAACAGACCAGUAGCACUGGAUCCAGCACUCCGGCGACCAGGGAGACUGGACAGGGAGGUCAUGUUAAGUCCACCAACACGCCUGCAAAGGUUAGAGAUCCUGAGGUCAAAGGUCAAGGACAUUCCAAUAUCUAGUGACCUUGACCUUGAACAGUUGGCAGAAUUGACCAAUGGCUAUGUAGGUGCAGACUUAGCUUCACUGUGCCAUGAGGCAGCUUAUCUGGCAAUGUCUGAAUCUGCUGGUGGCAGGAAAACACUGGUAAGUCAGUGCCAUUUCCAGGCUGCAGUGAAGAAAAUGCGGCCAUCUUUACAAAAAGGGGCCGAAGGUGUUGUUGAUCUACGACCAGUCCAUUGGUCAGAUAUAGGUGGUUUAGACACAGUAAAGGAACAAAUAAAACAGGCAGUAGAAUGGCCACUACAGCACCCAGAGGCAUUUGAACGUAUGGGUUUAAAGCCUCCGAGAGGUGUAUUGCUGUAUGGUCCCCCGGGCUGCUGCAAGACGACUCUGGUUAGAGCAGCAGCUACGUCCUGUCACUCAACUUUCCUGUCAAUUAGUGGAGCUCAGCUGUACUCUCCUUUUGUUGGAGACUCUGAAAAACUCAUCACUGAGAUUUUCCAAAAGGCAAGAGCUUGUGCACCAUCUAUUCUGUUUCUGGAUGAGUUAGACUCUAUAGUAGGAAAGAGGUCAGAGACGGGACAGCGUGGAGUACAGGAACGUAUCCUCUCAGCUCUACUCAAUGAGAUGGAUGGUAUAGGUGUCCGGCUUGGCGAUGGUUCAACAUCAAGUCAGCAACAGAAGACUCUAGAAGGACAGUCUGUAACCGGGGAAAGAAAGACUGAUGUUAAAGCUGUAGACAACAGAUCAGUGCUUGUUGUUGCAGCAACAAAUCGACCAGAUCUUAUAGAUGAUGCUUUAAUGAGGCCUGGCAGGAUGGAUAGAAUUAUCUAUGUACAACAUCCUGAUCUACAGGCAAGGAAGGACAUAUUUAAACUGUACACAAGAAACAUGCAGUUAGAGAGCUGUGACCUUGACCUUCUGGCUGAGAGAACAGACAUGUACACUGGAGCUGAUCUAGAGGCUGUUUGUAGAGAGGCUGCCCUAUAUGCACUCACAGAGAACAUAGAUACAUGUACAGUUUGUAAGGAACAUUUUGAGAAGGCUUUGAAAGUUGUACCGCCUUCACUGAAUACAAAACUCAUUCAGAAAUACUCCACAGCUACAGACAGUAUGAGAACUGGCAAAAUCAUAGAAGGAAUAAGUUGAAUUUAGAACGGGCUGUUUAUCUUGAAGCUGCCAUAUAUGGUUAUCUCACAGGGAAACACAGUACAGAAGUGAUGAGCCUCGAUGACGCAGAUAUUUUCAAUGUUUGUAGAUAAUAAAUCUGAAAUCAUUUGUUUUUCAAAUGGGAAAAAUGAUGGGAAAGUGUUGGUUACUAACACUAAGUAAAUGCUAGUUGGGAACACUGGUUAGAUUAUCUUGCCACUUUAUAUAUGUCUUGUGAUUAAGGAUAAUUUGUACCCACAUGGUAAGGAUAUCUGUUCCCCUACCUGUGUUGUUGGUGAUCUCUUUGUCAUUGAAAUGACAUAAGUGACUGUGUUCUGAACUCGUUUUGAAAAGGUUGGAGUGAAGAGAGGCAUAAAAACUUAAUUAUUUCUUGCAAUUUGUUUUGUAUUUCAAUUUCAACUUACAAGCACUAUAUUCCAUGGUUAACAUAAGGCAGUAAGAGGUAAACUGAGCACUGUAGUAUACAAACAUCAUAUCUUUGUUUUUGUCGGGUUUUAAGUGACACCGACAGUCAUUAUGGCAACUUUCCAGCUUAUGAUUGUGCCCCUGUAAACAAAAUUGCAGGCACUGGCGGGCAUCUGGGUUGAAGCCAGCAGGAUUGCUUCCUCACAUGGAAAAAUUCUAUACCAGAAGCAAGGUAGCUAAGUGUUGAAGGGGCAAUAGAUUCAGCCAGUGACAUCAACCACUAGGCACUUGAAGGCCCUAUACAUAUCAUUAUGAGAACAGUAAGUUAGUGCUGAUGACAUUGAAGUGUUUAAAUGUAUUUCAAUGGUUGCAUGACUACUGUACCUAGAUUUCAAAUUUAUGCAGUUGUGGAGGAACCAUUGCCCAGCAAUAAAAGGGGCAUUUGUCACAUUUACUGCCACGAUUUCCAUAUUCAAACUUCAUUGAAGAAUCUGCAUAUUCUCCAGAUAACUUAACAUCUAUAUUUCAGUUUUCAUUGAAAAAACGUUUUGUACUUUUAAAUAGGGGCCUACGUGGCCGAGUGGUUAAGGUCGCUGACUUCAAAUCACUUGCCCCUCAUCAAUGUUGGUUCGAGCCUCACUCGGGGGGUUGAAUUCUUCAUGUGAGGAAGCCAUCCAGUUGGCUCACGGAAGGUCGGUGGUUCUACCCAGGUGCCAGCUUGUGAUGAAAUAAUGCACGGAGGGGCACCUGGGGUCUUCCUCCACCAUCAAAGCUGGAAAGUCGCCAUAUGACCUAUAAUUGUCGGUGUGACGUUAAACCCAACAAAAAAAAUAACGUUAUCAAAGGAUCUAUCUUUUGUGACCAAAGGAUGAAUAAACGGACAAAAUACAAUGAUCUGCCUAUUCAAACCAAUAGUCCCUUUCAAUGAAACACUGGUAGGGGGAAAAAAUCUAUGAGAAUGUAUUUUGUCUGUGUUGCCUUCAAAGGCUUAAAUAUUGGCUUCGAAAAGUUAAAUAAAUCAUUUACAAACAGA
Mercenaria mercenaria is the source of this 4779-nucleotide messenger RNA. RefSeq names its product ribosome biogenesis protein SPATA5L1-like. NCBI's taxonomy places the organism in Eukaryota, Metazoa, Mollusca, Bivalvia, Venerida, Veneridae. Gene Ontology annotation, molecular function: ATP hydrolysis activity; ATP binding. The coding region runs from base 900 to 3320 and encodes 806 amino acids. The record is from RefSeq and is a predicted model, not a curated record. The transcript is spliced from 8 exons.